AUGGCGACGUUAAGCCGUACAUCGGGAAAUUUAUUUAGAAAAUUACAAUAUUUACCGGCUUUAUCGCGUAAUUUACAUUCGUCUAAGUGCAAUAGAUCGUAUCAAAAUGUGUGGAAGGCGUGUGCUUGUAUUUUUGGUGGGGGAGUAUUGUUGUAUGCCGCUAAUUUCAAUCAUGGAGGAAUUGUCUACGCGCUCAAAACUAAGCAACCGGAAGAAUUGGUGAAAUCGGUGAAGCUGACAUCUCGAGAGCGUCGUUUCAUCAAGUUCGCGAGCGUCGAGUACGGCGGACAGCUGUACAUGACGCCGCAGGACUUCCUGGAGUCCGUGGUGGAACAGGAACCUAGGCCACGUUUGAAGCGGCGGAUCCUGACCGCUAAAGAAAUAGAGCAGCUGCGCGACCAAGUGCCGUCCCUGAAGAAGGGCUCCUCGCAGAUGUUCCGCAAUAUGAGGGAUAAAGGAAUCAUUUCAUACACGGAGUACUUGUUUCUGCUGUCCAUCUUAACGAAGCCGGCGUCGGGGUUCCAGAUAGCGUUCAACAUGUUCGACACGGACGGCAACCAGCGCGUCGACAAAAAUGAGUUUCUAGUCAUCCAACGUCUCCUCGGCGGGUCGCUGAAGGACCGCGAGCUCGACGCGAACAGCGAGAGAGCCUUGCAAGGUCUAGUCCCGUCGAUUGUGCUGAAACAGAAGGUGGUUCAAGCCGAAACCAAACCCGUAUCACCUUCACUUAUGGAGAAGAUCUUCAGCUUCGCGUGGGCGGGCAAGCGCGGCGCCGCGGCCGACGCGCCCGACGACCAGGGCCUGCAACGCCGGCACGACGUCGACACGCUGCUGCAGGUGCAUUUUUUUGGCAAGAAAGGCACGAACGAACUGAAAUUCGAGGGCUUCCGCCAGUUCAUGGAGAACCUGCAGACUGAAGUGCUUGAGCUCGAAUUCCACGAGUUCUCCAAAGGCCAUGAGACGAUCUCGGAGGUGGACUUCGCUAAGAUCCUGCUGCGGUACACCUACCUGGACACGGACUCCUACGACAUGUACCUGGACCGGCUGCUGCAGCGCGAGCGCGUGCGGGGCAUCUCCUUCCAGGAGUUCAAGACCUUCUGCCAGUUCCUCAACAACCUCGAAGACUUCACCAUCGCCAUGCGCAUGUACACGCUCGCCGACCAUCCCAUCUCUAAAGACGAGUUCCAGCGCGCGGUGAAGAUCUGCACGGGACAGUCGCAGUCGGCGCACCUCGUGGCCACCGUGUUCGCCAUCUUCGACGCGGACGGCGACGGCCGCCUCAGCUACAAGGAGUUCAUCGCCAUCAUGAAGGACCGUCUGCAUCGCGGGUUCAAGUCGUACGCCAAGAACGAGGGGUGGGAUGCCUUCAAGGGAUGCGUCAAGCAGGAGAUGAAGAGCUCCGUG
Messenger RNA from Brenthis ino (lesser marbled fritillary), 1404 nucleotides. The record is from the annotation of a GenBank genome assembly. NCBI's taxonomy places the organism in Eukaryota, Metazoa, Arthropoda, Insecta, Lepidoptera, Nymphalidae.